This is a messenger RNA of Lachnellula hyalina, 363 nucleotides long. RefSeq names its product rRNA-processing protein (gene cgrA). The transcript has 3 exons. The record is from RefSeq and is a predicted model, not a curated record. NCBI's taxonomy places the organism in Eukaryota, Fungi, Ascomycota, Leotiomycetes, Helotiales, Lachnaceae. Bases 1 to 363 code for a protein of 120 amino acids.
AUGUCUACAGAAGUAGCAACGGCUACUGCGCCAAGCCUACCCACAACUGUCCCAGCACAGGGCAUGCGCAAGAAUGGCAAGCAAUGGCACGAACCAAAGUCUGCAUUCCGGCCUAAAGCAGGCAAUGGUACAUAUGAGAAACGUCAAGAAGAGCGGAAGUUCAUGGCUGCUGUAAAGGCCAAGGAGAAGGAGAUGAAGGAGGAGAAGGAGACUGAGAGACAGAGGAGGAUCACGGCGCUUAAAGAGAAACGUGCGGUCAAAGAGGAGAAAGCUAGAUACGAGAAGCUGGCCGAGACGAUGCACAAGAAACGGGUUGAAAGGCUGAAGAGGAAGGAGAAGAGGAAUAAGAUGUUGAAGUCUUGA